Coccomyxa subellipsoidea C-169 is the source of this 1301-nucleotide messenger RNA. Its product is annotated as alcohol dehydrogenase. The transcript has 8 exons. NCBI's taxonomy places the organism in Eukaryota, Viridiplantae, Chlorophyta, Trebouxiophyceae, Coccomyxaceae. Bases 5 to 994 code for a protein of 329 amino acids. Gene Ontology annotation, molecular function: zinc ion binding; oxidoreductase activity. The record is from RefSeq and is a predicted model, not a curated record.
CAGGAUGGCAGAUGAGAUGGAAGCCAUUGUCUUUGACACGUUUGGGCCGCCCAGUGUCCUCAAGCUCGUGCAGUAUCCAAAGCCACGCCCCCGGAAAGGAGAGGUUCUGGUGAAGAUCCAUGCUGCAGGAGUGAAUCCUGUCGAUUAUAAAAUCCGCAAAGGAGAGAUGAUGAAAUUCAUCAUUUCGAAACCGAAGAUCCCUGGAGGUGACUUGUCGGGUGUUGUUGAGAAUGCUCCAGCUGAGUCCAAGUGGAACCCGGGACAGAAGGUCUUUGCACUGACAAAAGGAUUCCAGCCCUGGAACAAAGAUGGCACAUACGCUGGGUACUACGCUGUCAAGGAGGAGGAUUUGGCCGCUCCCCCAGCCACCAUGAGCUUUGACGAGGCCGGUGCAAUGCCCCUGGCUGCCCUGACAGCCUUCCAGUCCUUGGAGGCGGCUGGAGUGAAGGAGGGGCAGCGGGUGCUGAUCCAUGCCGGGGCUGGCGGUGUCGGAACAUUUGCAAUUCAGCUGGCCAAGGCGCGCGGCGCGCAUGUGAUCACCACUGCAGGCCCCCGCAACCUCGAAUUCGUCACCAAGGAGCUGGGUGCAGAUGAGGUGAUUGAGUACACCACGCAGCGCUUUGAGGAUGUGCUCAAGAGCAACCCGGUGGAUGCUGUGAUCGACCCAGUGGGAGGCCCUGUGGAGACGCGCAGCUAUGCAGUGCUGAAGAGGCGCGGUCACUACCAGCUCAUCCUCAACGAGAAAACAUCCCCUAUCCGCAUUGUCACAGGGGUGGCAAAGGGCCUGCUGAGGAUGGGGCCCACCUAUGGGAUCACGGCAGUGUCCCCCAACGGCGCGCAGCUGCAGAAGAUCUCUGACAUGGCGGCCGAUGGCAAGGUCAAGGUCAUUCUGGACCGCACCUACCCCCUCGUGGAUGCACCGGCGGCGCAUGAGUACUUGGAGCAGGGGCAUGCACGCGGCAAGGUGGUCCUGAAGGUGGUGGAAGGCUCAUAGGUCUGUAAUUGGCAUGCGCUGGAUGAUGGUGCACUACGCUUCUUGCAACUGCAGGAAAAACACCAGGCAUCCACAACUGAGGUGGAAGUAUGUGAGUUGAAGUUGUACGCUGUAAGCUGUACAUUGAGUUGUAUAUGUAUGCCUUGUGUUUGAGUGAGCAAAUGUGCAGAUGCAUUUCAGGAAGUAGCCUGACGUGCUGCACGUCUAGGCUGCAUGUUGUGCAUGCUACCCUCGUGCGCAUUUAACAUAGGCCCUCCACGCGCCAGGAAGUUAAUAUGUGGGACAAACCAUGUAAAAUAAAGUCCAC